This is a messenger RNA of Artibeus jamaicensis (Jamaican fruit-eating bat), 2475 nucleotides long. It is a transcript of the gene WARS1, whose product is annotated as tryptophanyl-tRNA synthetase 1. Gene Ontology annotation, biological process: tryptophanyl-tRNA aminoacylation. Bases 166 to 1575 code for a protein of 469 amino acids. Gene Ontology annotation, cellular component: cytoplasm. The transcript is spliced from 11 exons. The record is from RefSeq and is a predicted model, not a curated record. Gene Ontology annotation, molecular function: tryptophan-tRNA ligase activity; ATP binding. NCBI's taxonomy places the organism in Eukaryota, Metazoa, Chordata, Mammalia, Chiroptera, Phyllostomidae.
AAAAGGAAACUGAAAGAAAGAGGGGAAACACUAUAAAAGAAGAGCCUGGCUGCUGAGAGCAGCCUCAGCUGUUCCAGCGGCUGCCCCUGCGGUGCCUCCCACAACCCAGCGUGUCCGGACCACUGAGCAGCCCCUGCACAGCCCAGCAGCAGCCGGGUUCGGGACAUGGCGGACGAGCAGGGCGGGGCCUCCCCCCUGGAGCUGUUCCACAGCAUAGCUGCCCAAGGGGAGCGCGUGAGGGCCCUCAAGGCGGGGCAGGCGUCCAAGGAUGAAGUGGAUUCGGCAGUCAAGCAGCUGCUGUCACUGAAAAUGGCCUAUAGAACUGCCACCGGGGAGGACUACAAGGUGGACAACCCUCCCGGGAACCUGGCGCCCGCGGGCGACGAUGCCACAGAAGCCAAGGAGGAUUUCGUGGACCCGUGGACGGUACAGACGAGCAGUGCAAAGGGCAUCGACUACGACAAGCUCAUUGUUCGGUUUGGGAGCAGUAAAAUCGACAAAGAGCUGGUGAACCGGAUCGAGAGAGCCACCGGCCAAAGACCGCACCGCUUCCUGCGCAGAGGCAUCUUCUUCUCUCACAGAGACAUGAACCAAGUCCUCGACGCCUACGAGAACAGGAAGCCGUUCUACCUGUACACGGGCCGGGGCCCCUCCUCCGAGGCCAUGCACGUGGGCCACCUCAUCCCCUUCAUUUUCACAAAGUGGCUGCAGGACGUGUUCAACGUGCCCCUGGUCAUCCAGAUGACGGACGACGAGAAGUACCUGUGGAAGGACCUGACCCUGGACCAGGCCUACGGCUACGCCGUGGAGAACGCCAAGGACAUCAUCGCCUGCGGCUUUGACAUCAACAAGACCUUCAUCUUCUCCGACCUCGACUACAUGGGAUCAAGCCCUGGCUUCUACAGGAACGUGGUGAAGAUUCAGAAGCACGUGACCUUCAACCAAGUGAAAGGCAUUUUCGGCUUCACGGACAGCGACUCCAUCGGGAAGAUCAGCUUUCCUGCCAUCCAGGCCGCUCCCUCCUUCAGCAACUCCUUCCCCCAAAUCUUUGGAGACAAGACGGACGUCCAGUGCCUCAUCCCCUGUGCCAUUGACCAGGAUCCGUACUUCAGGAUGACGAGGGACGUCGCCCCCAGGAUUGGCUACCCUAAACCAGCGCUGCUCCACUCGACCUUCUUCCCCGCGCUGCAGGGGGCCCAGACCAAAAUGAGCGCCAGCGACGCCAACUCCUCCAUCUUCCUCACAGACACAGCCAAGCAGAUCAAGGACAAGGUCAACAAGCAUGCGUUUUCCGGAGGCAGAGACACCAUCGAGGAGCACAGGCAGUUCGGGGGCAACUGCGACGUGGACGUGUCCUACAUGUACCUGACCUUCUUCCUGGAGGACGAUGACAAGCUGGAGCAGAUCAGGAAGGAUUACACCAGUGGAGCCAUGCUCACCGGCGAGCUCAAGAAGGAGCUUGUUGAGGUCCUGCAGCCCCUGAUCGCAGAGCACCAAGCCCGGCGCAAGGAGGUCACAGACGAGAUAGUCAAAGAGUUCAUGACUCCCCGGAAGCUAUUCUACGACUUCCAGUAACGCCUGUUCUACCUGCAUACCCUUCCCAACCCCCAGCCCAGUGGCCCACUACGCCAGGCCCCGCCCCCGGCAGUAACUGGGCCUGGCAUCUGGGUGUCCCAUGUGUCUGCCACCCAUGUGUCUGCCAACACUGUUUCUCUCUGUGAAUGUCACCCCUUCUGUCUCCCAAGGACGGAACCCUGUGCGCUGUUUAGAUGCCUGGAGGCGGGGUCUGGUCCUCUGGAGUCUCUCACAUAAGGCAGCCUCAGGCCACGGAGUUCUGGGGGCCGGUGCCCACUGGCCAGCCUGCUCUGGCCCAGAGGGGGCGUCCCGUGUGAAAACAUCUGCGGUUGCAAAUAGACUCUUACAGCCUCUGGCAAAAGGAGUCUGUGGGUGCACAUCUGGAAUCCAGGUGCCAUGAUCACAAAACUGGACAGUGCUCCCGACAGUCGGGGUGGGGAGUGUGAUGGGCACAGGAGUGUUUCAGCCCAUCGCCCCCGAAACCAAACGCGCUACUAGCGAGAACGAUGCUGUGUGUGUGACCGAGGCCUCCCAGCCGGAGAGUCACUUCUAACCCCGGGUUUCGGCUAGCGUGGGCCACCUCGAUUAAACGGAGUCCUUGUGGGAGAGACGUCCAGUUUACUUUCUCUGGACCACAUGUGUCCCCAGAAGUCACACCCCCCUGCACACAGACUCCACCCUGAGAGCCGGGCAGGGGCUGUCACCUUUGCAGACACUGGUCUCGGCACUUCCCCAGUGUGGUGGUCUGCGGGGGUGGGAGGCAUGGCUAGAGAGCACGCAGCAGCCCAGGUCGGCAGUACGCCCGCAGUUUGGGAAAGCCCCUCGGGAAGGUGCAGGGUCCACUCCUGAGCACUCUGUCCCCAUGUUGCUUGUUGGCCUAAAUAAAUUUCCUGUGUCCCA